Molecule: messenger RNA, 1768 nt
Organism: Xenopus tropicalis (tropical clawed frog)
Lineage: Eukaryota; Metazoa; Chordata; Amphibia; Anura; Pipidae
Gene: krbox5
Product: KRAB box domain containing 5
Exons: 5
Coding region: 103-780 (225 amino acids)
Biological process (GO): regulation of DNA-templated transcription
Source: RefSeq, a predicted model, not a curated record
UGCUGACUGAGCUUGAGGAGGGAUCUGAAAUCUGUUGUCUUUUCUGAACGGUGAGAGUGCUGUGUUUGCUGGUAGCCUCAGACAGGAGUAAUAGUGUAGAACAUGACGUCAGUGUAUAAGAAGCAUACAGGUACUAUGCAUCGCAAAAGGAAAAUGAAGAAAACUUGGAACAAGGCUUUCCCUUUCAUUAUUGAUGCUUCAGAAGACUCUCAUCAAGUUUAUUGCACAAUAUGUGCAAAAAGCAUAAAUGUUACCCAUAAUCACUCUACAUCUGUUCGUCUCCAUGUAAUGUCACAAUUACACAGGAAAGCUGCUCUUCAGUCGAAGGGGCUAAAGGAAAAGAUGGAGCUAUCAUUUGAUGAUAUUGCUAUCUAUUUCUCAGAAGAGGAGUGGAAAAGUUUAAAAGAAGGACAGAAGGCGCUGUACAAGGAUGUGAUGAUAGAAAACUAUCAGACUCUUCGCUUACUUGGCUACCUCCGUUUUAAGCCUAGAAUUAUAACAGCUAUUGAAAAAGGACACGAGCUAUAUAUUAAGAGAGAUCAGAGGCCAAUGAAAAUUAAAGACACCAUCAAAACAGACUGUGAUCCUAGGAUUUCAAAGAACAGAAUAGAGAUCCAAUCACCUGAAUGCUCAUUGCAAGAUGAAGCAUCUUCAGACAAACCCAGAGAACAAGAACUGAGGCCCAAAGUAAAAUCAAGAAACCUCACACAUAGAAAACCAGUGCAACUCUCAAGUCUGCAUAGAAGAAUGUAUAUGUAUAAUGUCUGUGUGUGCUUAUAGGCUGAAUGGGCAAAACAAUGCAUCCAUGAAAAUGAUAAAUAUACAUUUCAUUAAAUAGCAAUAUAAGUAUGGGGUGCCCCAGUUGUGUAAAAAGUUUACUUAUAUUUGUAAUUUUCUUUAUCAUUCAUAUGAGAUGAGAUUAAUGCACGCUUAGUCCAAGGCUAUGCAGGUCUUGGAGUACAACUCCUACUGGGAGGGCAUGAGGUUGGUUGCUGUAGCCUAAAAAGAGUCCUUUACACAUGUUGUUGGACUUUGAGAAAGCUAUUGAAGCAAAAACAAAGCAGUUUGUACAAGAAAUAAAUUGUUGCCCUAGACAUGGCCGUCACUGUGUGUGCCAGCACAUUUUCCAUUGAAGUCCAAAUGGAAUGGGAGGCUUGAUUGGCAUAGUAUUUGCUGGGAAGCCUAUGGCAUACACACGUAUUCCUUAUAAGCCAUAUGCAACGCUUUAUUUUAGCAGAAAUAGUCCUCUUAAUAAAAAAUGAACAUGAAUUAGAGUUUAGGGACAGAAUCAGUCAUGCAGCAAGCUAAAAUACAGGAAUAACAAAAUACAGAAAACCCAUUAUUUGGGUACCACACAUUUCUGAUAAUACUCCUUGCUGUGUAAGAAUAUAUUCCACCCCUGAGUCAUGUUUACCACAGACAAGUCUUAUAUUUUUGAUUUCUGACAAAUAUUGUUCAGUAUGGUAUGAAAGGUGGCAUACUUGGGAUUACCAACUGCUGAUCGUAAAAAAUAUUGACUUUUCCAGUAAGAAAAACACUUUAAUAGAGCAGCAAGACUGAUCUAUAGGUAGGCCAGAUUUUUUUUCCUGGAAAGGUGCAACCUUAGUUGCAAAGUAUUUACUUUGCUACUAAGGUUGCACCUUUCUGGGAAGAAAAUUCUGGCCUACCUAUAGAUCAGUCUUGCCUCCCUAUUAAAGGGCAACUUGAGGUUUUUGAAAAGUAAACAUAAUUUCAAUCAACUUUGCAUAGUACAUCAAUUAAAAAAAAA